Molecule: messenger RNA, 781 nt
Organism: Hibiscus syriacus
Lineage: Eukaryota; Viridiplantae; Streptophyta; Magnoliopsida; Malvales; Malvaceae
Product: ATP-dependent Clp protease proteolytic subunit 2, mitochondrial-like
Biological process (GO): protein quality control for misfolded or incompletely synthesized proteins
Cellular component (GO): endopeptidase Clp complex
Molecular function (GO): ATPase binding; ATP-dependent peptidase activity; serine-type endopeptidase activity
Source: RefSeq, a predicted model, not a curated record
UCGAGUCUCACUAACAAAAGCUGAGAAAAGAAGUUUCUUGUAAUACUAACCUCGUCUGUCCAAUAUCUCCAUCCAAUUUCAAAACCCUAACCCAGGUGUCGCCGCUCAGGCAGCCAUGAGGGCCCUUAUUUCUAGCGCCAAACGCCUCAUAUCUUCCACUACAAUGGCCUCCCUAUCUCCUUCCAUCCACCGGAACUACAGCCUAAUACCAAUGGUGAUCGAGCACUCCUCCCGCGGCGAGAGAGCUUAUGACAUAUUCUCUCGUCUCCUCAAGGAAAGGAUCGUCUGCAUAAAUGGAACCAUCGACGAUGAUACUGCCCACGUCGUCGUAGCCCAGCUACUCUUCCUUGAAUCCGAAAACCCCUCCAAACCCAUCAACAUGUACCUCAACUCUCCUGGCGGCCAUGUCACCGCAGGCCUUGCAAUUUAUGAUACGAUGCAGUACAUAAAGUCUCCGAUCAACACAAUCUGUUUGGGGCAAGCUGCAGCAUCCAUGGCUUCUCUCCUUUUAGCAGCGGGUGCCAAGGGCGAAAGGCGGUCCCUCCCCAAUGCCACCAUCAUGAUCCAUCAGCCUUCUGGCGGGUACAGCGGGCAGGCUAAAGAUCUGACCAUCCACACCAAGCAGAUCGUUCGUGUUUGGGAUGCAUUGAACGCCUUGUAUUCCAAACACACGGGGCAAUCGGUCGAUGUGAUACAGAAGAAUAUGGAUAGGGAUUGUUUUAUGACACCAGAAGAAGCUAAAGGGUUUGGAUUAAUUGAUGAAGUUAUUGAUCGAAUUUAG